GACCGUCCAACCCCCAGCAGCGCUCCACGACGCACCCGCGACCGCCGCACGGCACACACUCGCUUCUGACCCCGACACUCGCUCUCAGUCCUUCGCGGACGCGUCCACCAUGGCGACGAAUGUCUUGCAGCAAGAGUCGCUGGCUCUGCUGCCGCAGCACCAGCAGACCGACACAGGCCUGACUUCGGCCCUCGCCAGCCGCUUCCAUGCACACAUGCCCACGGCGACGCUCUCGUCGCACGCCAUCAUCUCCCUGAACACAUACACAGAUCCCAGCCGGGGCCUCGACGGCGGCGAGGAUGGCAGCGCGGUGCAGGCUGCCAAGGACCUCGCGGGGCGGGCAUACAUGCGACUGGGACAGCGCUCCGAGGACCAGGCCAUUGUGUUCCUUGGCGAGACGGGCGCUGGAAAAACGACCAUCCGCGGACACCUGCUGAGACAGCUGCUCUCCUACUCGGCCACGCCAUUGUCGAAGAAGAUUGAAUGUGCCAACUUCGUCUUCGAGGCCUUCACCACCACCAAGUCGCUCACCACGCCCUCCGCCUCCAAGUCUGGCCUCAUGCUUGAGCUCCAGUACAACACCUCGACUUCCAACCACGCCACCCUGCUCGGUGCCCAAUACCUCGCCCACCGCAUCGAGCGGAGCCGACUCGCGUCUGUUCCCACCGGAGAGCGCAACUACCACGUCCUCUACUACCUCCUCUCGGGUACCAGUCUCGCUGAGAAGAAGCAUCUGCACCUCGACAAUGCCGGCAACGAGGGGGCUGGCACCCGCACAUCGCUCGGCGCCAACAAGAGAUGGCGAUAUCUCGGCCACCCAACACAGCUGAAGGUUGGCAUCGACGAUGCGGCUGGAUUCCAGGAGUUCAAGACCGCGCUACGCAAGCUUGAGUUUGGCAAGGACAGCAUUGCCGGAAUCUGUGAGAUCAUGGCCACCAUCUUGCAUAUUGGACAGCUCGAGUUCGAGACUGGCCAGUCAACGACUCCCGCUGCUGACGACAGUGGCGGCUACUCGCACGAAGGUGGCGAGACCAUCACAGUCGUGAAGAACAAGGACUGUCUAGUCCCUAUUGCUCAAUUCCUGGGCGUCACCAUUAGCGACCUCGAGGAGAGCCUGCGAUACAAGUCCAAGACCCUGUACCGAGAGCGCGUCACGGUCAUGUUGGACCCCAAGGGCGCCCGCGCCAACGCUGAUGAGCUGGCUCGCUCGCUCUACUCUCUUCUUGUCACAUUCGUCAUCGAGCAAAGCAACUCUCGAAUCUCCAGCUCAAACGACCAGCUCACCAACACAGUCAACCUCGUAGACUUCCCUGGUUUUGCCAUCUCAUCGGGAACUGGAUCGUCUUUGGACCAGCUCCUCAACAACGCUGCGAAUGAGUCGCUAAUGACCUUCUGCCAGGAGAGUUUCUUCCAACGUCAAAUCCAGGAGAUGGAAGCAGAGGAAAUCAAUCUGCCCCCGCUGCAGUUCUACGACAGCUCCGAGGCCAAGAUUGGCCUACUGAAAACAGGCAAUGGUCUCCUCAGCAUCCUGGACGACCAGAUGCGUCGCGGCAAGACCGACAUGCAGUUCCUCGAGGCUAUCCGCAAGCGAUUCGAUGGAAAGAACCAGUCCAUCCUGCCUGGUAGCUUGACUGUUGUCCAGCCUGGCAGCAACUUCCCCACACCCAACACUUCACCGUCUUUCACCGUUCGUCACUACGCCGGCGAUGUCGACUACAGUGUCGAGGGUCUUGUUGAGGAGAACGCAGAUAACAUCUCUGGAAACAUGAUGCAGUUGCUUCAGGCUUCGCGAUCGCCUUUUGUUCAGCAAUUGUUUGGUCAGGAUGUGCUUCAGAAGAUUUCUCAUCCUAAGGAGAAGUCCGCCAUUGUCCAGGCUUCGGUCAGCUCCAAGCCUACACGUAUGCCCAGCAUGGCUCGUCGCAACAAGGACAAGACCGGCAGAUACGGCCGCCAGCUGAAUGUUUUUGACGACGAGGCUCUGAGCGAAACCGAGAGCACUAUCUCAGGCCCCGGGAAGAAAGGUGACUCCUCGUCGAAAUCGAAACAGACCGGAGCUGCUGGUCAGUUUGUCAGUUCGCUGAAAACCAUUGAGAAUCAGCUUCGUAAAGCCAAUCCUUACUUUGUGUUCUGCCUGAAGCCGAACGAUCGCCGCAUUGCCAAUCAGUUCGACAGCAGAUGUGUUCGCCAACAGCUGCAAGCGUACAGCAUCCCAGAACUCAGUCAGCGGCUUCGUGUCGCGGACUACAGCAUCUUCAUGCCUUUUGCUGAGUUCCUAGGCCAUACGCAGACAGACACAGCCAUCGUUGGCAGUGAGAGAGAAAAGGUCGAGAUGGUCUUGGACAGCAGGCCGUGGCGGGAGAAUGAAGUCCGCGUUGGGACCACAGGUGUCUUCCUAAGUGAGAGGUGUUGGCUUGAAAUUGCCAACAUUGCAGAUCUGCCGCCCACCGCCCGAGGAUUUACUGGCUCGGACGACAAUCUCUUGACUCCAGAGGCAGGCCGGUCUUACGGCGACGCCCGUGCUGGUUUACUGACACCUGGAGCCGGCGAGUACUACAACGACAAGGGGGGCAACUACUUUGGCAGCAAGGAUAUCGACGCUCGCUCUGAGGCUCCCUCUGCCGUUACUGGCGAUAUGUUCCACGGCCUAGAGCAGCACAACGUCCUUGAUGAAAAGGCGGCCAAUGACAAGAUGGAAGAGGUCGAUGUUGUUCCCAUUUCUGGAAGUCGCAAGCGAUGGGUUUUCAUCGUGUACGCUCUCACCUGGUUCGUUCCCGACUAUCUGAUCCGCGUUCUCGGACGGAUAAAGCGUAAAGAUGUCCGCAUGGCCUGGCGUGAGAAGCUUGCCAUCAACAUGUUGAUUUGGUUCAGUUGCGCACUUACCAUCUUCUUGAUGAUCGGGUUUCCGAUGGUAGUCUGCCCUACUCAACACGUGUACUCCACCGCUGAGCUGAGCUCUUACAAUGGCGAAGACGGUGCUGCAUCAUACAUUGGUAUCCGUGGAAUUGUCUACAACCUUGGCGACUUCAUUCCUGCCCACUACCCCAGUAUCGUUCCUGAGAGGCUGCUCGACAGAUACGCUGGAAAGGAUGCCACCAACCUGUUCCCAGUCCAAGUCUCAGCGUUGUGCGCUGGCAAGGACGGCAGUGUACACCCCGGUGUUCAGCUCAACUACAGGAACUCGAACUAUACCGAGACAUCGACCAACGUUAUCAGUACCACCGAUCAAAACGCCAAGUACCACGACUUCCGAUGGCACACCAACGAUUCGCGUCCAGACUGGUGGUUCGAACAGCAGAUGUUCAUGAAGGCCAACUACAUGAAGGGACGUAUUGGUUACAGCCCUAAGUACCUGAAGACCUUGGCCUCCAAGCAAAACGCAAUCGCCUACAUGAACAACAAGGUGUAUGACCUCACAGCCUAUUCGGUCGGAGGCCGUAGCGUUCUUUAUCCUCCCACCGAGGAGCCGGCGGCAGAGACACCUGAUGUGAAUUUCAUGGAAGACAGCGUAGUCGACAUUUUCCGCGUUCAAGCUGGCAAGGACGUCGGCAAGUACUGGGAAAAUCUCAAUUUGAACCCAACAACGAAGCAGAACAUGCAGGUCUGCCUUGAUCGUUUGUUCUACGUUGGUGAUCUAGACACCAGAAGCUCUACCAGGUGUCAGUUCGCCACUUACUUCCUUCUCGCCAUCUCCAUCCUUUUGGUCAGUGUUAUUGGUUUCAAGUUCCUUGCUGCUUUACAAUUCGGCGGCAACAACUUGCCGGAGAACAUCGACAAGUUCAUCAUCGCUACAGUCCCAGCUUAUACUGAAGAUGAAGAGUCCCUUCGCCGUGCUAUUGACUCGGCUGCCCGGCUAAAGUACGACGACAAGCGCAAACUCCUGUUCAUCAUUUGCGACGGUAUGAUUAUAGGCCAAGGCAACGACAAGCCCACUCCCCGCAUUGUUCUCGACAUUCUUGGUGUGCCCGAGGCUACAGAUCCCGAUCCGCUCAGCUUCGAGAGUCUGGGAGAGGGUAUGAAGCAACACAACAUGGGCAAGUGCUACUCCGGUCUCUAUGAAGUUCAGGGUCACAUCGUACCUUUCCUGGUCGUUGUCAAGGUCGGUAAGCCUUCCGAGGUCUCCAAGCCUGGUAACCGUGGAAAGCGUGACUCCCAGAUUCUCCUCAUGAGGUUCUUGAACCGCGUUCACUACAAUCUGCCUAUGACCCCCCUCGAGCUGGAAAUGCAUCAUCAGAUCAGGAACAUCAUUGGUGUGAACCCAACAUUCUACGAGUUCCUACUCCAGAUUGAUGCCGAUACCAAUAUUGCUCCCGAUUCAGCCACUCGAUUUGUUGCCGCCUUCCUUAACGACACCCGCCUCAUCGCCAUUUGCGGUGAAACUGCUUUGUCGAACGCCAAAUCUUCGUUCACCACCAUGAUGCAAGUCUACGAAUACUUCAUCUCUCACAACCUGACCAAGGCUUUCGAGAGUUUGUUUGGUUCCGUCACCUGUCUGCCUGGUUGUUUCACCAUGUACCGCAUCCGCGCUGCAGAGACUGGCAAGCCUCUCUUCGUGAGCAAGGAAGUCGUUGAAGCGUACCAGGAAAUUCGCGUCGACACGUUGCACACUAAGAACUUGCUGCAUCUGGGUGAAGAUCGUUACCUGACGACUCUGCUUAUCAAGUUCCACUCCAAGUACAAGACCAAGUACACUAUGCGAGCACAAGCCUGGACUGUCGCACCUGAUAGCUGGUCCGUCUUCAUGUCUCAACGUCGUCGCUGGAUCAAUUCUACGGUGCACAACCUCGUAGAGCUCAUUCCCCUCCAGCAGCUCUGUGGUUUCUGCUGCUUCAGUAUGCGCUUCAUUGUCUUCAUGGAUCUGAUCUCGACUAUUGUACAGCCGGUUAUCGUCGUCUACAUUGGUUACCUCAUCUACUCUGUGGUCGCGAACCCCGGCGUUGUUCCAAUGACAGCCUUCAUCAUGCUCGGAGCCAUCUACGGUUUACAGGCUAUUAUCUUCAUCAUCCGUCGCAAGUGGGAGAUGAUCGGCUGGAUGAUCAUUUACAUCCUUGCUACCCCUGUUUUCGCCAUGGGUCUUCCAUUGUACGCUUUCUGGCACAUGGAUGAUUUCUCCUGGGGUAACACUCGUGUUGUCACUGGUGAGGCUGGUCAGAAGGUCAUCGUCUCAGACGAGGGCAAGUUCGAUCCUGCUAGUAUCCCCAAGAAGAGGUGGGAGGAGUAUCAAGCCGAGAUGUGGGAGCAGCACACCACCAGGGACGAUCAGUCUGUUGUCUCCGGCUACACUUACGCCACCAAGAGGCCGUUCGGUGCUGGCUCUGUCAUGGGCGGUUCAGAAUAUGGUGGCAUGCCUCCAUCAAGGCCCAUGUCUCACCUCGACAUUCCCCGCUAUGGUAACCAGUCACGUAUGAGUCUGGCGCAGAGCGGCUAUGGCGGUGACAGCAUGGAGAUGGCGAACCUGCCAAGUGAUGAUGACAUCCUCAACCAGAUCAAGGUCAUCCUCGCCAACUCCGACCUCAUGACGGUAACCAAGAAGUCCGUCAAGCAGCAGCUCGAACAAAUCUUCGGGUGCGAUCUGUCUCUCAAGAAGGCUUACAUCGGUGAAGCCGUCGAGCAACUGCUCAUCAACGGGCAAAUGCAUUAAGCGCUCUCCCCUUUCAGCGACGCGGUGACGGCCUGUCCGCGCUUCACGACUCUGUUCAGCCCCCACGCAGGGCUUGUGUCUCAUCUA
This is a messenger RNA of Boeremia exigua, 5725 nucleotides long. RefSeq names its product chitin synthase 6. The transcript has 3 exons. Gene Ontology annotation, cellular component: cell septum; myosin complex; cell periphery. The record is from RefSeq and is a predicted model, not a curated record. Gene Ontology annotation, molecular function: cytoskeletal motor activity; ATP binding; chitin synthase activity. The coding region runs from base 110 to 5638 and encodes 1842 amino acids. NCBI's taxonomy places the organism in Eukaryota, Fungi, Ascomycota, Dothideomycetes, Pleosporales, Didymellaceae.